AUGAGGAUAGCUUUUCCCGACGGCCCCACCAGUCCGGAAAUGGAAACCUCUGAAGGAGGAGUCGUUCUCGACAAGAAAACGUUGAUCAUUUGGUCGUAUGUCGUUCUGGUACCGCAGCAGACACUCAAGUAUGCUGAUAUAGUCAAAUAUCAUCUAGAAGUGUAUAACUCUAUCCCCUAUCCUAUUGGAGGGCGUACGGACAAAAUCAACUGCUCGCCAGCUCAGGAUCUACUCUUCGGCCAGGUGAAGCUAACAACGACCGCCUUAGCCGCACAUGAGCACGUUCGAAGGAGAACACGUAGAGACAAUGAGGAAAUGAGAAGUCGCUUUGUACAGCCAAGGAAAAAAAAUACUAUCGCAAAAAUGAAAAAAUUUUGUGUCUUCUGCGAGGAGCGCAAGGACGAGAAGUUGCUGAAAUACAGCUCUGCUUCGAAGAAGCAGAACUGUAUCAUGAUAGCCUCACUUUCAUUGAUGGGGUACGUGGAGCAGAGUAGGAUAGAUGGAGUGGUAGGAAAAAUAUCUACUAAUAACAAGCUUAUUUGCCACUGCCAUAUAGUGGAAGCGGCGCGGUAUCUGACUGCCGAAAUGGCUAUUGUGGGGAAACAGUUGUCCUAUUACCAGGAUCCCUCCGCACAGGGAAGUACGGCGUACGUCAACACGAUGGACAUCCCCCCACAUCUUGUUGAAGCCAUCAACUAUAUUAGUAACAACAACUACGCCAUCACGGCUAGAGAUGUCGGGAUGUACCUAAAUAACGCGUUGAAAAAGUACCAUGGCACUUCGUUCUGGCCGCACUACCAAGAGCAGCAGGAGGAGCCGAUGGAAGAGGGUGGAACUCACAAAGAACUAGGAAAUUCCACAGCUCCUUGUGAGCCACCCCUGAAUGUAGAUAGCUCACAGGAAACUGUGGACAUCGAGGAGUGGGAAGACGCUGAUGAUCCGGCUUCUAGUGUGAGCGGAGAGUUGUUUUAUACAUGA
Messenger RNA from Cooperia oncophora, 978 nucleotides. The record is from the annotation of a GenBank genome assembly. Lineage: Eukaryota; Metazoa; Nematoda; Chromadorea; Rhabditida; Trichostrongylidae.